Messenger RNA from Closterium sp. NIES-67, 5319 nucleotides. NCBI's taxonomy places the organism in Eukaryota, Viridiplantae, Streptophyta, Zygnematophyceae, Desmidiales, Closteriaceae. The record is from the annotation of a GenBank genome assembly.
GCAGGGCGGAUGGGAGGGGCGCACCGGAGAUCGCAAUCUGUUGAUUUCGUAUCGCCGCGAUUUGCCCUUUUUAAAGGCGGACUUAAUCCUUUCUCCCCGAGGCCGCCCCUCGGCCAAGCAGGAGUGAGUGAGAGCCAGAAUCAGGGCGCGAGUGCCUUCUCCUCCCUCUCCUCUUCCGCCUCCCCUCGACCUCCGCCUAGUUGGGCCGCUGACUCGUCCCCUUCCCCCUCCUCUCAACGCCACUUUUCUCCCGGUUCGCACCCCCUCUCCUCGCCCUCCGCACACCCGCGCCCGCCCCGUCCCAACUCCCCCCUCCCCCCGUCCCCCCACUACUCUGCUGACGCUAUCCGGCUGAUUGCUUUGGGCGAGGGGGGGGGAGAUGCGGAGGGGAGAAGAGAGAGGGAUGGGGAGGGGAGCGGGAAGGGAAGCAGGGGAAACUGCAGCAGCAGUGGGCUUUUAUCGCCAGCAACGUCUGCAGCAGUAAGAGGAGGAAAAGGGGGAGGCGGAGGGGGAGAAAGCGCAGUAGCAAGAGGGGAGAAAGGGCACCGGAAGAAGGGAGGGUGGGCUAGUGCGUUCGCUAAGAGCAGCUCCUUCUCACCCUUCGGGCCUCCAAAGCUGGUUACCACGGGUAAGAUGCACAGAAGAAGCUCCUCCCUGAGCACCUUCUCCUCUAUAACGGAGCAGUCUAUAGCGGAGCACUGUGUGUUGGCGCAAGGAAACGCAGAGGGGCAAAGGGGUGGGUCGGAUGUAGGGGAGGGGUGGGACGAUAGAAGAGGGGGGUUGCGAAUCGGGGAGGGGAACAGCCCAGAGGCUAGUGACGGGGGGUUCAUCACUAAGGCUGGAAGCUACAACAGCAUAAGUAGGACUCUUAACAAAGAGUCAGAUGGGACUGGAGAGGCGCAGAGGCAGGGCGCAGGUCGGUUUUGGGGCAGGUGGGAGAGGAAGAAAGGCGGAGAAACAGGGGCCAGAAGCGGGGAAGGAGGAGCGGAACGCACGGGAGGAGCGGAAGGCAGGGGGGGCGGGCUGGGUGGAGGCAGGUGGUCCUCAUCAGCAGCGGGAGCAGGGACGAGGGGAGGCGAGGGGACUAACAGAGGCGAGGGGUCUAGCAGAGGCCCUCCUGGGGAGGGGAGGGGAGGUUCCCAGUCCCGUGAGGGGAGCUUCAAAGAGUCCCUGAGAGGGCGGUUCAGCCCGCCUCGGCUGCAGCUGGUGGACCCGGCUCUGCCUGAUGGGUUUGGUGGGAUGGGAGAGGUGGGAGACAUGGGGGAGGGGGAGGAUGAGCCUCUGCUGCUGCCGCUGUCGCCGACAGGCAUGCCUGUUGCUGGGCUUCCUCCCCAGCAGCACCAGCACCAGCAGCAGCAGGCUUCGCACCUGUGUGAGCAUGCGUUGUGUGCAGGGGCGGUGCUUGGGAGGGAUGCUGCUGACAGCCUUGGCACUGGCAUCACAGCGACCUCCCUACCCGCAACCCCCACACAGAGAGAAGCGCCACUAGGAGGAGGGGGAGGAGAAGGAGCAGACGGGCCGUCCAAAGAACAAGCGCUCCUUUCGUCGUCCCUGUCGUCACUAUCAACCCGUAAACCCUGGGGCAUUAUAUCGCAGAGCGCCUGUGCUGCUGCUGAUGCUGCAGGUACUGAGGAGGAGGGGUCCAUCUCUCCGCCCCCCCACCUUUUUGGCCUCUUUCUGGACCAUUCUGCCACUGCUUCCGCUCAACAAGUCUCGAGGUCGGGAAUGUUUAUGGGUAGCGCCGCUUCGGCUCUAUCUGCUGAUGCUGCUGCUGCCUCUGCUGCUGCUGGCCCGUCUGUUCCUCUGUCUCUCCACCUGAUCCCACCGCCAGGAGAAUCAGACAGCUUGGUCGACAGCCCGGCAGCUGGCCUUAGAGUCUCUGCAGCAGCCUCUUCAGGUGCUGCUGCUUCAGGUGCUGCUGCUUCAGGUGCCGCUGCUUCAGGUGGGGCAUCAGCUGUUGAUUCAGGUGCUCGUGAAUCAGGUGCUGAGUCGGGGAGAGGGAUAGGGUCAUGCACAAGCAGCACUGGCGAAUCAGGGAACAACAGCGUUGGAGCAGCACCAGGAUUGAUACCAGCAGCAGCAGCAGCAGCACCAGCAGCAGCUCCAGCAGCAGCAACAUCAGCAGCAGCAGCAGCAGCAACAGCAGUGGCAGCAGCAGAAAUUACUGUUCCCCGUUCUGUCUCCCGCUCUGCCCUUCGCCGCCCGUCUUCAGCACAAAGCCCGCUAGCCUCCAACAUGCGCCACCGCCGGGCGGCGUCAGAGGCCCGCGACUUCCUGCACGAGCUGGGGGCGCGCCGCCCGGCCUUCAUGAACAGUGCCGUGAAUAGUGGCUUGCGGGCGGCUCACCAUGGCAGGAGCGCGUCUGUAGCGGUCCUUUCAGGGGCGGUAGGCAACAGGCGCAUGGGAAUCGAGGAUGCAGCGAAGGGUGGUAAGGUUGCUGAUGGUGCUAGUGACAGUGAUAGCAUUGCUGCUGGUAGUGGGAGCGCUGGUUGGGAGAAGCUUCCAGGAAGCACCGGCAGUAGGGAUGAUGGCGGUGGUGGCACGAUCCAAGUGGCAACAGGACGGAGGACGCGGCUUGGGCGGCAUCGCUCGUCUGCUUCCUUGGAGAUGCCUCGCCGCCCGCUCACUGCUGAGGCGUGGCAGCAUGUGGGGGAGGUGGAUGAUGAGGUGGUAGGUCAGGAGCAGGUAUACCUGAUGCAGGUAGAACUGGAGCAGGCUCAGCUGCCUUGGGUUGAGACUGUACCAGGCCAGGAGCAACAGCAGCAACCGUGGCAGCAAAAGCAGCAGUAUCAGCAGCGCAAGAGCCAGCAGCAGCAGCAGCCAGAGCAGGAGUGGGAAGAACAGCAGCAGCAGGAACAGGCAGCGAGUGCAGGGUGGACGCAGAGUGUGGGAGAGAGCGAUUUGGAGGAGAGAGGUUUGCAGGGGCAAGCAGACGUGUGGGUGGCUGAGGAGGAAGAUGAGGAGGGAGAGGAGGGAGAGGAGGAGGGAGGGGAGGAGGGGCAAGAAGACAGGCUUGUUUUCAUGGACUAUUCAAGUGAGCUGGCUGCUUCUGAUGCCCGUGGAUGCAGUGGCAAGCCUUCCGAUGCACUUGCCGCUCGAUCCACGCCCCGUGAUAGCAACCCUCGGAACCCUCAUAGCCGAACUGCUGCCCGCCCCUCCUCUGCUUCCUCCUCCUCCGCCUCCUCCUCCUCUUCAAGGGGUCAUGACAGCUGGAACAGUGCCACUCUCCCGCAUUCUGCCGUCCCUGCUGCCUCUGCUUACUCUGCUUCUACUCAUCCCCUUUCUGCACUGCCUUACCAGAAGAAGCCCGUGCGUCCGUCAGUCUCCCGACCCUCCGCCGCCCGCUCCUCUGCUUCCCCCCAUGACAGCUGGAACAGUGCUGCCGCGUCUUUUUCUGCAGUCCAUCCCCGGAAUCCCACUAGCGCCUUCGUCUCCCGCCCCUCUGCUGCCUCCGCUGACCACGACAGCUGGAACACUGCCGCCCAGCCUGCUUCUGCAAUCCAUCCCCGGAAUUCGCCCAGUUCCUUGGCCUCCCGCCCCUCCGCUGCCGCCCAUGACAGCUGGAACGAUGCUGCUCUGCCGCCCGCUUUUGCCAUGAGCCAGCCAUUCUCAAGAACGGCCCUGCGCUCCCCCCCUUCCCUCCCCCACCGCACCAACCACCUCCCCCUCAGGUCUCCCCGCUUCCCCCUCCCCUCCCCUCGCCGCCCCUCCCCCUCCCGAGAAGCCCAGAAUCUCGCCCUGUCCGGCCGCCGCCCAGACAUGCACCUGAGAAUCCACCUGGGAGAAUCCGACCCAGAUUCAUGUGCGGAUCCUCUCCCUCUCGUGACACCUGGCCCUCCUUCGGCCUCCUCUGGUCCCUCUUCUGCUGCCUCCUGCCCUGCUGGCAACAGCAGCGGGCGCUGGGGGCAGUACCAAAGCCCCCGGUUACCCCCUCUCUUAAGCCCUCAUGUCGCCGCAAGCAGCCCAAGAUUCGAUCGGCUGUACGACCUUCCCCACGCUAAAAAGUCCCCUCUACCUAGAGACCUUGUGCCAGACCCCUGGGAUUCCCCCGAUCGCCCCCCCACGCACUUGGACCGAGGGCCGGCAUUACCUGCAGUGUCGGCUCACGGCCCUCCCCCUGGUUUACCUGCGAAUGUGCCUUGGGAAGACUCGGACCGGCAUACUGCUGCUUAUCUCUUGGACCGCCGCUCCGAGAAUCCUGCCUUUCCCUUUCCCGAGCAGCUGCUGCAGCCACCUUUGGAACGGCACUUUGACCGCCCCCAGACGGCCCCUGACCGCAGCCUGCCCCGCCGAGGCAGCCGCAACAGGCUUGGGGAGAGGCUCGGAGAGAGUGGGCGGUUUGGUCCGGGAAGGCUGCGGGAUUUAGAGGAACAGGAGGAGUGGAGGGAGGAGUGUGGGGAGGAGGGAUGGGAGGAUGGGAUGGGUGGUGGCGGUAGCAGCAGCAGCGGCACACCAGGGAGCGCUUAUAGCAGUGCGGGCAUGGCUCAUGGGUCAAGGAAAGGGGAGAGGCAAGGAGGCUAUGGCAACCGCCAGGGGAUGCGUUACACAGGUAGGUGGGCGGGCACUGGGUCGUUCCAGGAAAGGGGCGGUGUGGGGAUGGGCGGUGUGGGGAUGGGCGGUGUGGGGCUGGGCGGUGUGGGGAUGGGAGGUAUGGGGCUCGUGGGAAGACCAGAGGGGGGAAGGGGCAGGUACGGUGGGAAUGAGGGUGGGAGGGGCAGUGGGGGGAUGGGCGGAGGGAAGGGGAGCAGCAGCAGCAGCAGCAGCAGGGGGGGGGAAGAGCACGUGGUGCUGGUGGUGGUUUUGACGGUGGGAGCAAUGGGGAUUCAGAUGGUGAGGAGUGGUCCGAUGAGGAUGAGGCAAGAGCGGGAGUAGGAGUAGGAGGGGGAGGGGAGGGGGAGGGGGAGGAGGAGGAGGAGGGGGAGGAGGAGGAUUGCAGGGAGAGGAUGUGCGGAGGGGAGGAGGGGCGGCAGGGAGGUAUGCGCCAGCUGGCGCGUCGCUGCUGAGGCGGCACAGCACGACCAACCGACGCCGCCCGGCCAUGCGGUCCCUGGACGAGAGGGAGGAGGACGGGGAGAUGACGGACUAUAGAGGUGACUAUGGGAGGGGUGAUAAUGAUUGCGGUGAUAACCGCUGGGGAGGCUACAGGGGGGGCGAGGGCCACAGCAAGCAGAGAGACGGACAGGAGGAGUAUGAUCAGUCACACCUUCCCCCCUGGAAAAGAGGCCCCGGGGCGGACCUUGUGUCGGGUUCAGGCACAGGGUUAGGGUUGGGGCCGCCCUUGGUGUCCAGGUGGCAAGGGAUAGCAGAUGGUGGGCGGGA